UGAUACUUUUUAUUUUCCACAAGCAGUAAUGGCGCAACUGGCUGCGACAUUGCUAGCAAGUUGGUAAACUGAAAAAAAAAAACGCAAAUAAAUUAUCGCUCGGAAUUCGCCAGUCUACUUAGCAAACAACAGUAUGCUACUUAAAUAUGAACGCACCGAACUGCUACUCAUCAUUUUAGGAUGUAUUUUAAAGUUUGCGAACUGUGAACUUGACUUGGACCAAGAACCUAUAAGCGAUGAAAACAUCAGUUAUGAAACUCAUGACGACGAUGAAGGUAGAAUCAUCGGCGGAGAGCUGAUAUCAAUCGAUCGUGUGCCAUAUUUAGUCUCGGUGCAGUAUAGCCCCUUCGGGGACUUUUACGCCCACCGAUGCGGCGGUUCCUUGAUUGCACCAAAGUUCGUUUUGACAGCCGCACAUUGCAUGGUGUAUGUUUCUGAACCGAAUCAGUUGAUGAUACGUGCCGGUUCCACGCAUCAGACCACAGGCGGACAAACAAAAACUGUUGUCAACUACACCAUUCAUCCGGAAUACAACUCCAGAAAUUAUAACAAUGAUAUCGCCAUUUUGAAACUGUCCGGUCGUCUGUGGACCAAUCAACCGCAAACUUUUAUUCAAGGAAUAAUAUCCAGGUUUACUUGGUUUAUGACUCCCAAAUCUCCGAGAGUUGCAGACCUGUACUUAGAAGAUGAUAUUCCCGAAAAUGCUAAGUUUUAUACAGCUGGAUGGGGUACAACAGAGCGAGGUGGAUAUGCAGUGGAUACUUUGUUUGGACUAGCGGUACCAUAUGUAGAACAGACAACUUGUAGACAAAUGUAUUCAGUUAGUAAAAUUCGCGACAAUAUGGUGUGUGCUGGGUAUCUUGAAGGCGGAAAGGAUACUUGUCAGGGUGAUUCUGGUGGUCCAUUAAUUUAUCAAAACUGUAUUUUUGGAAUAGUGUCUUGGGGUGAUGGUUGCGCGAAAGCAAAUAAACCAGGAGUGUACGCCAGAGUAAGUUCCUUUAAGGAAUUUAUUAACGGAUACGUUGAUUUCGAAUAAAUGUGUUGGAUGCUGAUUUUCUUUGUGACGUCAUAAGUAUGAUUGUUCUGUUGAUAAAGCAAGCUUUUUUCUUGUUUAUGAGUUCUGAAAAAUGCAAAUAAAUUGCUCUACAUCUGUUAAAA
Dalotia coriaria is the source of this 1158-nucleotide messenger RNA. Its product is annotated as trypsin 3A1-like. Bases 134 to 1036 code for a protein of 300 amino acids. Gene Ontology annotation, biological process: proteolysis. Lineage: Eukaryota; Metazoa; Arthropoda; Insecta; Coleoptera; Staphylinidae. The transcript is spliced from 3 exons. Gene Ontology annotation, molecular function: serine-type endopeptidase activity. The record is from RefSeq and is a predicted model, not a curated record.